Molecule: messenger RNA, 1050 nt
Organism: Guillardia theta CCMP2712
Lineage: Eukaryota; Cryptophyceae; Pyrenomonadales; Geminigeraceae
Exons: 5
Coding region: 1-1050 (349 amino acids)
Source: RefSeq, a predicted model, not a curated record
AUGGACUUGACCGUUGUUAUUGUGACUUCUCCCUCCUGGACCGAUCCGUCUCUCGGUCUGAUCGAGCCAGUCAUAGCGAGUUUGGCGCUGGUAGAAGGGGUGGAAUCCUGUAUAGGAGGCAUCAAGAUCGUUCUAGAUGGCUACAAGAUACACAAGACAGCGCAGACGAAGAGAGGAAGGGUCACGAAGGAGAUGGCAGAAUCCUAUGAGCUGUAUUAUCAAAACCUUGCAAAUAGAUACUCUCUUGAUUCGAGAUUCUCCCUCCUCCGCUGCCCCGAGCACUUUGGGUUUGCCAUGGCGGUGCGCUAUGGGCUGGAGCAUUGCUCCACUGAGUUUGCGCUGAUAGUUCAGCAUGACCGAUCGUUUGUUGCGUCUUUCGAUCGUCUCCCCCAAGUGUUGAGCACGAUGAGAUCUGUCAGCUGGAUCAGAUACGCUGGAUUCCCCAGCGUCAUGAACUGUUCGCACCCAAGGACCCUGUCAUGCCGAUACGGGCUAGGGGGCCUGGUGAAGGAGGAGAAUCGCGUCAGGGUCGAGGGAGAGGAAGCGAUGGAGCUGAUGCCUCUUGCCUUCUGGUAUGACUCCAAUCACAUCGCUCACGUGGGACGAUACCUGGAGAUCUUCGCGCCCUAUACAAACCUCCCGUUGGAGCUGCGGGAAGCGAUCGGUAGGGAGAACGUGCACCAGCUGCUGUUGAGGAAGGGAGACUUCAUCGAGGACAGGUUCGGUCAGGCGCAGCGGAAGCUGCUCACGGGAUCAGGGUUGCGGGAGGACGAGGCUCUGCUAGGGAGGAUGCACAGAUGGUUCGGCAGCUACCUGAUCUGGGACAGGAGGGGCUGCGGGCAGGAGGACGAGGACGUCACCUGCAGAGUUUAUGUGGGGCAUCUGCCAGGAGCGAAGAGGGGAGGGCAGAGUUACGCGAUACAGACAGACACGCACCCUCUGUCAAAGACUUGCAAGAGGAAGGAGUGGGUGGCUGCUGGCAGACUGUCCCAGUCCCAGCCUUCCUCCUCCGUCAAGGAUGAAGUGAUGGAGCACCUGGCGGCUGAUUGA